Messenger RNA from Durusdinium trenchii, 1393 nucleotides. The record is from the annotation of a GenBank genome assembly. NCBI's taxonomy places the organism in Eukaryota, Dinophyceae, Suessiales, Symbiodiniaceae.
UGUUUGUUGGUAUAUUGGUCAUUUCAACAUGUUCUCAUGGCUUCACUGUUGACGGCCUUGCGCUCAACUGUUCUGUGUGCCUUUCUUCGGUUCCUUUCCGCUGAAGCACCCGGCGCCGCGCCUGCCGCGCCGCUGGUCAUCGGCGGCAUCGAAUUCUCCCGGGAGGAUGAUAUCGAGAACAUGGAGAAACUUUCGAAUCUGUUUGGGCAGGUCUUCUACACUCACCUUUUGUCGGAUGACAGUUUUGCGGCUGACAACUGGCGCGCCCUGAGUGCAGAAGUUUGGCAACUGGCGCAGGUCGCCCUGGAGCUUCCAGCCAUGGCUCUACCAGUCGCCAUGUGCUUGUACAACUACUUUUGGUGGCAAGGUCCUGAAAGCACUGAAGCCAAUGUGAUGGCUGGAUACCAGGCAUCGGAGCUGAUGUAUGCAGCAGUGCAACAUGCUCGCUGUCACGAGCCAAAGAUGGAUAUGAUGGACUUCUACAUACAGCAGUGCCAUUUGCGCUGGCGAUAUUUGCUGAUGCUGACAGCCGAGACGGCGCGAAAUCUACUUCUGCAAGAUCGGAACAUCUUGGCUGGCAGCAAGCUGAUGAGCGCUGCACGCUCCUAUCUUCGAGAGAUGAAGCAGCUGCCGAAUGUUGAGCUGCUGCAGGGCUUUAGUACGCAUGAAGUGAGUUUCAACAUGGACUACUUCCCCGCUGCCACACUGCUGCAUGGCCCGGUCUGGAAGAAUCCAGUGCAGCUGCUGCCCGUGGCAAAGGUCUUGGAAGACAACUAUUUGAUGAUCCGUUCGGAGCUCGAAGGGAUCUUGAAAGCUGGCACUACGUUUCAUGACUUGGACCAAACCACCCGCAAUGCUGAGACACAGUUUGGCCCUCGAGGAGACGACUGGCUGACCGCGUAUCUCUUCCGGAAGGGGGAGCCUAUUCCACAGGUGUGCGCCCAUGCGCCGCAGACCUGCGAGCUGCUGCGGCAGCGUCCAGAGAUUGGACAGUGCAAGCAGCCGGGCUCGGGCGCCGGGUUCUUGCGGAUGCGCCCCUCUGGACGGCUCAAGCCGCACUUCGGGAACGCCCCCCGCUUAAGCGUCCAUUUGGGCCUGAUCAUUCCGGAUGGUGAGAUUACCAUGUCAGUCGGCUAUGAAGAGGUGCGAUGGGAGGAAGGAAAGGUCAUUGCCUUUGAUGACACCUUCAUCCAUCAGGUUGUGCACAAUGGCUUGGAACCCAGAUAUGUGAUGAAUCUUUGGAUGUGCCAUCCAUGUGAUCCCUUUGAUGGACGGCUCCCGGGAUCAGCGCUGCCUGAGUACUGUGGUGGUCCACCAGGAGCCAUGCAUAGGCUGGGUUUACAGCCCUUGCCUGCAAAGCCUUCAUGAGGCCGAGCAAUGGGGUCAAAACUGU